AUGUCACCACCGACCGAUCGUAAGACCAUACUGCAGAACCUCCGCUCGCAGAUCGACAAUGGCAAAAUCGUCGUUGGGGCAGGCGCUGGCAUCGGGUUAAGCGCAAAGUUCAUCGAAGCUGGUGGUGGCGACUUGAUCAUUAUAUACAACAGUGGAAGGUAUCGGAUGGCAGGCCGAGGCUCGUUAGCUGGUUUAAUGCCGUACGGAAACGCUAAUGAUGUCGUAUUGGAAAUGGCUGGCGAAGUUCUUCCUAUAGUCAAAUCCACGCCAGUGCUAGCUGGUGUGUGCGCAACCGACCCCUUCCGAGACAUGUCUCGCUUCCUGAAGCAACUGAAAGACCUUGGUUUCGCCGGCAUCCAAAACUUUCCUACCGUCGGUUUGAUCGAUGGAACUUUCCGGCAGAAUCUCGAAGAGACGGGGAUGUCGUAUGACGCCGAAGUGGAAGUAAUGAAGAUGGCACGCGAAAUGGAUCUCCUAACAACGCCGUAUGUGUUUAAUGUUGAAGAGGCGAAGAAGAUGGCAAAUGCAGGGGCCGAUAUCUUGGUCGCACAUAUGGGACUUACGACGAAUGGAAGUAUUGGGGCGAGUAGUGGGAAGAGCUUGGACGAUUGCGUGAAAUUGAUCCAAGAGAUUCGUGAUACCGCUACAGGAAUCAAGGAGGAUGUCAUCAUCCUGUGCCAUGGUGGACCAAUUGCAAUGCCAGAGGAUGCGGAGUAUGUGAUCAGCAGGACGAAGGGCGUGCAUGGCUUUUAUGGUGCAAGCUCAAUGGAGCGCCUGCCAGUUGAAGACGCGAUAACGAACAUCACAAAAACGUUCAAGAGGUUGAAGCCUGGGUCAUCGGCGUAG
This is a messenger RNA of Alternaria atra, 846 nucleotides long. RefSeq lists its product as uncharacterized. The record is from RefSeq and is a predicted model, not a curated record. Lineage: Eukaryota; Fungi; Ascomycota; Dothideomycetes; Pleosporales; Pleosporaceae. Gene Ontology annotation, molecular function: catalytic activity. The coding region runs from base 1 to 846 and encodes 281 amino acids. The transcript is spliced from 2 exons.